AUGCCGUCGCGCGCGUCCGUCCUACUCGCGCUAUGCCUAGGGGUCGUCGCCCAAGUCGCCUCUACCUCUGCCGCUGCAGUCGCAGCCACUGAGGCGCGCUGCUUCCCGCCUGACUUCCUCUUCGGCACGGCCACCACCGCCUUCCAGGUGGAGGGCGCCUGGAACGUCUCCGGCCGCGAGCCGAGCAUCUGGGACGACUUCUUCCACCACUACCACGAAGAUGUGGGGCGCAUGGCCGCCAUGGGGCUCUCGUCCUUCCGGUUCUCCAUCUCCUGGUCCAGAGUCAUGCGCUGGGACGCGCAGGAGAGGAGGAUGCUGCCCAACCCACAGGGAGUAGCGUUCUACCACGCUCUACUGGACGAUCUGCAGGCGCGCGGACUGCAGCCUAUUGCCACGCUCUACCACUUCGACCUGCCGCUGACGCUCCAGAUGCAGCUGGAGCCCAAGGGAUGGCUGAAUCCAGGCAUUUUGACGCACUUUGAAGACUUUGCAGCGCUCGCGUUCAGAGAAUACGGAGGCAAGGUCAAAUACUGGGCCACGUUCAACGAGCCGUUGACGUUCAUCAGCGGCGGCUACGGCUCGUGCGACGCUGCGCCCGGUGGGAUGCAGCCGUCGAGCACCAACACGUACACGGUGGCGCACAACGUGUUGCUGUCGCACGCCAAGGCGGUCAAGCUGUUCCGUGAACUGAAGCAGGGAGAGGAGGGCUUGGUCACUGCUGACGCGCGCAUUGGCAUCGUGCUGAAUGCGGAAUUUGGGUAUCCCGUGGACGAAUCCAACGCUUUGGACGUGGCUGCGGCCGAGCGCAAGAUGCAGUUUGAUCUGGGCUGGUUCUUGACGCCACUGGUGACUGGAGAUUAUCCGGAGAUCAUGAGGGACCGUGUGGGCGAGCGUCUGCCGCGGUUCAGUGCCGAUGAGGCAGCGCUAGUCAAGGGCUCGUACGACGUGCUAAUGCUAAACCACUACUAUAGCCGCCUUGUCACUUCAUGUGAGUCGAAGCGCUCGGAGAUCAGCUGCGACGAGCUGCCGCUGGGCCACGCGCGUGAUCGGGGACUCGACGACACGCGUGCUCCUAACGGUGCGCGUGCACCGCCUGCAAGCAGCCCUGAGUGCUCGUGGCUUGCAGGCUACCCGGACGGCUACUUGGACACCAUCAUGUGGAUGCAUGCGAAGGACCCUUCAACGGACAUUUUGCUGACCGAGAACGGCUGGUGUGGGGACCAGGAGGUAGAAAAUUUGGAUCAGCUCUGGUACUUCCAGGCGUACGUGGCGCAGGUGUACAAGGCGGUGGUCGAAGAGAAGAUUCCAAUCAUCGGCUACACGGCGUGGUCGUUCCUGGACAACAACGAGUCGGGGUCAUACAAGCCUCGGUUCGGACUGCACUAUGUAAACUUCACGAAGCAAGACGCUGCGACGGAGUUGGCACGAAUCCCACGUCCUGCGGCGAAGUGGUUUGCGCACCUUUCGACGACCAAGUGCCUGGACGGCUGGGAUAUCGAUAUCGAUACUGUCCAAAUGGACGCCGAAGAGGCAGCAGCUCCACGAGAUACAAUGCGCAACCCAGAGGCUGGGGGCAACGAUGUGGGCGUCCCAUGGUCUCUCACGGAAGUCAUCAUACUGAUUGCAGUUGGCGUUGCUGUACUUGGCGCCAUCACGUGCGAAGCGAUGCGCGAACUGCGUCUCAGUAGCCAGGGGUCCCCAGAAGAGCUGCAGGUGCUCAUUACCAUCGAGGAGUGA
Molecule: messenger RNA, 1737 nt
Organism: Phytophthora sojae
Lineage: Eukaryota; Oomycota; Peronosporomycetes; Peronosporales; Peronosporaceae
Exons: 1
Coding region: 1-1737 (578 amino acids)
Biological process (GO): carbohydrate metabolic process
Molecular function (GO): beta-glucosidase activity
Source: RefSeq, a predicted model, not a curated record